AUGAAAGUGUCAAGCUACUCCAAUUUUUGUAUAAAAAGAAGUUACCUUAAUAUAAAUAGUUUUAAAAAAAUAAAUAUUGAAAGCAAAUUGAGAUAUUCUACAAAUAAAGAAAAAUCAGUAAAAAAGAAAAAUGUAUUUUUAACGUGGAAAUGUUUAGCUUUUAAUUUAGCUUUAACUAUCCCUACUUUAUAUUUAUAUAUAUUACAAGAUCAGAAAAAGAAAAGAAAAGAUGUUAGUAAAACAACAGUACAGAAUAUAGGAAAACCUCUAAUAGGAGGAGAUUUCACUUUAGUAAAUCAUAAUGGAGAAAUAAUAACAAAUAAAUCAUUUAAAAAUAAAUUUUGUUUAAUUUAUUUUGGAUUUACUUAUUGCCCUGACAUAUGUCCUCAAGAGUUAGAAAAACAAACUAUAGUAAUAGAAAAAUUAAGAAAGAAAUAUGGAGAUUUAAUUACUCCUAUUUUUAUUUCAGUUGAUCCUAAUAGAGAUACAGUAGCACAAGUAAAUUAUUAUUGCAAAUCGUUCAGUGAUAAACUAAUUGGUUUAACAGGAACAAAAGAACUUAUUAAAAACGUUGCUAAAUUAUUUCGCGUUUAUUACAAUGAAAAUAUAAAUAAUGAAAAUUCAACUAAUGAAAAUAAAGAUGAUCAAUAUAACUAUUUAAUUGAUCAUUCAAUAAUUCAUUAUUUGUUAGAUACAGAAGGGCAAUUUGUUGAUUUUUAUGGAAAAAACUGUACUAUUAAUGAAAUGGUGGAAAAAAUUUCUCAUUAUUUAGAUGAGUAUAUAGAAAAUAAAAGAAUUGAAAAUAAACAAUAA
Plasmodium relictum is the source of this 813-nucleotide messenger RNA. RefSeq names its product Cg3 protein, putative. Gene Ontology annotation, cellular component: mitochondrial inner membrane. NCBI's taxonomy places the organism in Eukaryota, Apicomplexa, Aconoidasida, Haemosporida, Plasmodiidae. Bases 1 to 813 code for a protein of 270 amino acids. Gene Ontology annotation, biological process: mitochondrial respiratory chain complex IV assembly; intracellular copper ion homeostasis. The record is from RefSeq and is a predicted model, not a curated record. The transcript has a single exon. Gene Ontology annotation, molecular function: copper chaperone activity; copper ion binding.